CGGACCGGCAGUCUCGCGCGAACUGUCGUUCGCGACGCAUGUGGUUCCGCGUUCGUUCGUUCCUGUCGAUACGACUGCCGUUAUAAAGCAAGCACUAACGCGAUCUUUGAUUCUGCGAUGAUCAACAGCGUCUCUGUGGUGUCGCGUGAGCAACUCCGAUACUGAUCGAGGGCAGCCGGAAGGAGAUUGCAACGAGCAGAAAAAUGGAUUCUCACGACGGUAGCGCGAAGUUCCCCCAUCGCGAUUCGCGCUUAGAUUUACGUGGGACGCCACGAGCCAUAAUCACGGCAGACUCGAAGCGGGAUGUCCGUGGGUUCGGGCGGGCGGGCACCGUUUAAACGGACCACACAAAGUACUCUAUCGAUUACGAAAAAAUCCAGCGAAAAACAGGCGAAACCCGCGGAGCCGGCAGCAACUGCAGCGGCACCGGCAUCAACGAGAUCAGCGUCGAGCACGGGACGAAAAAGGGACGCGGUCGCGUCGCUCUUCAGCGCGAGGAGGCCGGCAGCGAGUAAGAAAGCCGAGCGCACCGUCGUCCGAGGGGACAAGGCGACGAAGCCGGCGAAUCAGCGGCUAAAAGGACAGCCCAGCCAGCAGUCGGCGCAGCAGCAGCAGCAAUCGGCGCCGCUGCGCCAGGCGUCGAGCGCCUCCUCGCUGGAGGCGAAGAGCGACGUCCCGUCGACCGGGAACAACUGGGCCGGCUCCCUGGGCGGCAAGGAGCCGGCCAGAUCCAAAGCGACGACGACGUCCAAGGGCCCCGGCAAGGCCUCCAGGAUGCAGGAACUGGAGCGCGAGAUCGAGGCCCUACGCAAGGAUCGCGCGCACCUCGAGGCGAACCUGCACGACGCGCUGGCCGAUGCUCAGAAUCUGCGCGAGUUGCGCGCCGAGCUCGCCUCUCUCAAGGAGCAGCAUAGCCUGGAGCUGGAACGUCUUACUGAAGAAAACGAAGCUCUUCGUGCUCGUCUUAGGGACGUGACACACUCUCCGCUGUCAGAUUCAGAGAAACAACAACUGUUGCUAGAUGCUUCGAGACUUCACAACUCUGCACCAGCCUCUAUCGCCAUUCCUCAAGAUGAUGCUUCUGGAAACAAUACCGGUAUACCUCAGGAGGGUGCUCAAUGUACUACUCCUGACUGGGACAAGCAUUCCUCCAGCUCAAUGUCGGAGGUUUCGGUUGCAUGUUUGCAGGAUAGAAUCUUGCAAAUGGAGGAAACACAUUAUUCGACAAAUGAAGAAUUACAGGCGACCAUUCAAGAAUUAAGCGACUUACAGACGCAACUAGUAGAGCUACAAGCGGAUAAUGAAAGAUUAACCGAAGAGAAAACAGUUCUUUUGGAGUCAUUGUGUCGUCAGACGGAGAAAUUAGAAGACUCUCGAUCCAAAGUCGACACUCUACAAGAACUGCUUUUAAGGGAUGAACAGCCACAAGAAGCAUCUAAAGGUUACAAUACGGAAAGGGAGCAGAAACUGGUAGAUCUUUUAAAAAGUGCACAAGAGGAACGAGAAGCUUUGCUUCAAAAGCAGGAAGAGUUAACUAGCGAAUUGAAAAAUCUAAGAACGACUGCUGACGCUAGUGCAGCUGAGACGGAACGUUUGACAAAAUGCCUCGAAUUAUUGGAGACAUCGGUAGACGCUGCGAAUAUUGAACGGAAACAGUUAGAUAUAGAGUUGACGGAAGCUAGGCAAGAGGGUGCAAAUCGCAGUAUAGAAAUCAGCAGAUUGGCAACUCUAUUGGAGAACGCGCGAGCAAAGAUUGAGGAACUGGAACAAUCGAGGCAGCUGGAAAACAAGAGUGAAGCGGACGAAUUGCUCGAUGCGGCUAGACGAGAAAAGGAUACAUUAGAAACGCAAGCGGCGGCACUUCAGGAACAGUUGGCACGUUCGCAUUGCGAUCACGAUCGACUAAGGGACCAAUAUUCGCAACUUCAGGAAGAGUAUAAAGUAGCACGAAACAAUGCGAAAUCUGCUAUAGAUGACUUAGAAUAUAGAUUGAAUCAGUUGAAAGAUGAGCGACUGUCCGUAAGCACGGAACUGCAGCUUGUUCGAGAUUCGUUGGCGGAAUUGCAAACGCAGUGCCAACGGCAUCUGGAGGACAAACGGGAGCUGAAGGCAACAUUGAGCGAGGCACAGCGAAAGGAACGUGAAACGCAAACGCGAUUAUACGAAUUGGAGCGUGCGUUGGCUGACGAGCGCAAGCUAAGGCAGGAUGAGAGCGCAGAAUGGCAACAAUUCCAGACCGAUUUGCUAAUGACGGUGCGAGUUGCCAAUGAUUUCAAGACUGAGGCCCAGAGUGAGCUCGAGCGCGUAGUUAUGGAGAACAAGGCGCAAAGGGAUAAACUCAGAUCACUGGAAGCACAGCUCGAUAAGCUUAACAAAGAUAGCACUGCAGUGACUUGCUGCAAGACACUCGAUAUCGUAAACGGAAGUAAACGGAAAGCAACGAGCGUUAUAUUAAAACGCGGUCGAACGAUACUAAAGAAUCGUUGUGAUUCGAAAAAACAUUCGUUACGAAACAGCUUAUCCAGUAAAAUGAUAACAAGCGGCCAGGACUUACAUAAACUAAAGCCCGAGGACGUUAAUACCAUCGCAUCUCCGUGUCAAAACGGAUUCGAUUUAUCGCCGGAUAAUAGCCUAGCUAUCGAGAACACUACACCAUCGCCCAAAAAGGCUAUUAAAUUGGAGGAUAAACUCAUUUCCGGCGAGGAGAUUGAAAUCUGUCCCGCCUUUCGCAUCAACAAUCAGUGCGUUCCAGAUGAAACGGAUGUGCAUUUAAUAAAUGAGAAUUCAAGACAAGCAAAAAUUUCAGAAGACGAAUCUUCAAAGUUCUAUUUAAAUUUGAAUAACUUUGAAUCGAACAAGUCUCAUAGUUCGAUCAAUUCCGAUAAAUCACCGAUAAUCGCGGAGGAUUAUCCAAAACUGUAUAUUACUGUCACGAACAUAUCAGAUAAAGAGGCUGUGACUAAGAAUUCCUUAUUGAAAAAUAUCCGCAGUAUUCAAAACGCCGAUAGAGAUGCAUAUGGCAUCAACAUCUCGAAUAGUAGAUUCUUCGUACCAAAGGAUUACGUAUAUUCUGGUAUAGAAUGCGUGAUGGACGACUUAAAGUUCGAAGUUGAUCCGGAAAUGGGGAAACUGUUGCAGAGAAGUUACAGUAAUCCGCAGAUCAGCACGAACUCGCCUGUUUUAAUCGACAUUGAAACGGGUCCGUCAUCUUUGAAUAAUAAUACAAUGGUAUCAUCAGAAACUUCAUUGAAUAAUUCAGCAGGACAACGUAACGAAGAUUCAAAUUUCAAAUAUUUAAGGACGCUUUCAGAUACAUCGCUCGUAAAUCUAAGAUCGAAAGAAAGCAAUAGAACCGAACAAAGGCAGAAGCUAUUUUUAAACAAGCGCGAAUCAAAACCAAGUCACGAGGUAAUUGAUUCUCUCUUAGGUGAAAUAACUUCAAAAUCAGAAACAUCUGCGGCAUUACACAUUAGAAAUAUCGAAUCAUUAAACAAACUUGACGAUCGUGUUAAUUUGCACGAGAGCGAAGAAAAAUCACGCGAAAUGAAAUAUGGAAAUUGUACAUUUUCCCCGUCAAAAGUUUCCCAUUCGAGAGACGAAACCGUAAAGCAAGAAACAUGCUAUAAUCAAUUAUGGACAGCAAAACAUGUGAUCAUCGAUGACGAAAAAAUUACAACGAAAUCUGCAUCCGAUAUACUUGAAAAAUCCAAAAUAUCGGAUUCGUCUGAUAAAAAUAUUGCAGCCAAUAUAAAUUCGUUGAAAUUCGAAAAAAUAAAGAGUCCCUAUGAUACGUCAAGUGCUCCUUUAAUGAGGUCGAAAUCAUAUCCAUUGAUAUCCUCGACGAAAGUUCCCUCUGCGUCAAGAUGUCUCUCAUCGAUCUCGAUUACUCCUACAUGCCAGACGCUAAGAAUUUCUUCUGAAAAUGAAAAAAAAAUUUCGGAGUCGCGCAAGUGUUCUUCCAUUGAUAAAAAAAAACAAAUGGAACUUUCGUCGUGUAAUAAAGAGAUACAAAAAUCAGAAAACUCGAAUUUGAGAGAAACUAAUCGCAUACGAUUGAAUCGUAUAAAAUUCUUGCAAAAUAGUUUGCAAGCUGCUGCAAGCGAGAAUGAUUCUCAAAUCGAGAAAGUGGUUCCUUCCGAAAGUAAAUUUUGUAGAAUAAAUGAAACGUCACAAAGUGUCGACUUGGAAUCGGAUCGAAAUAAGGAUCAACCGCUGCCGAUGGGACGAACAUCAUCCUUGAGAGAAAAAUUUGAGACGAUCAUGGAAGACAUUGAAUUAAGGACGUCGUCGGGAAGGCGUUCACAAAUAAGCAAAUCUUGCGACCCUAACCAGAAGGUAGUAAUACAACAGCCGCCUCCAAGACCAGCCAGUACACCAACGGAAACUCAACAAUCUGUAUUGACGAGUGUGCAGCAGGAGAUUGCUGCUCGUAGGAAGGCCAAUAUCUCGCGUCAAGACUCCAGACUUUCUGUGAAAUGUCUAAUCGAGAGUAUUGAGAAUGCUACCAAACAGGCUAAAGCUGGACCUGGAAGUCGUAGCAGUUCUACAUCAUCUCUUAAUUCGAUCGGAACUACCGACAUUAUCUCUUUGAAGGCUCCCCUCAGAGAUCAACAGCAGAUUAAUAAUUUAAUUUGCACGGCAAAUUCGACAAAUAACAAUAAGACGCAAUCUACAAUCGCAAAGAAACCAAUAUCAGAAACAAAGUCAACACCUGUAGUUUUGAGUCCGGGCGAGUUAUUGGACUCGGCCGCCUUAAACGCCAAGGCAAUCGAUUUUGUGCGUCGAAACAGCGUCACUGAUCUAUCGGAGCGCAAAGAUCCUCUGUGCGGUUUAGUUAAAAACGGCGGGUCCAAGCGUAAUGCCUUGCUCAAGUGGUGUCAAAACAAGACGAUAGGCUAUCGAAACAUCGAUAUAACUAAUUUCAGUAGUUCCUGGAACGAUGGUUUGGCAUUUUGCGCACUCAUGCAUUCCUAUUUGCCGCGCAAGGUACCGUAUGACACGUUGACGCCGAUCGAAAAACGACGAAACUUCUCGAUCGCCUUCUCUGCUGCCGAGAGUGUCGGCAUACCUACUACUUUGAAUAUUGGUGAGAUGUGUCAACUCGAGCGACCUGAUUGGCAACAGGUCAUGACGUACGUGACCAGCAUUUACAAGCAUUUCGAAACGUAACUGAUCACUUUUUCGUUAUGUUGCCUACCAGAUAUGUUCUAAUUGUACCUAUCGAAAGUUCUUAAAAUCGAUGAGCGAGAAAGAACAACAGCAUCUAGUCAAACAAAUGUUAUAGGACAAAGCUGAAAGGGAAGAAAUAUGAAACAAAGAUUUGUCCAGAGAUUGUCAAGGAUCGCUGAAGCACUGCCUAAUUAUAUCCCCUUGUUGUACGCUGUAUAUAGUUUCGUAAAAUCGUAAAACGUACGAGCCGCAAGAGUAUAUGCAAAGAAUUCGAUGAAAAACUAAACACCAAAUGGAAUUGCUGUUACUAUGAGACUGAAAAAAACUUUAUAUAUACAUAUAUAUAUGCAUAUAUACGCACGCGCUUUGUAAGAAUGAGACAGAAUUUUUUGAAAAAGGAGAAAAGAUAAUAAAUAACCAUAAGCUUCGUGAAUAGUUUUUUGCAAGCUACGCGCAAUAUUCUUCGAGGUCCAGUGUUACGCAAUGCUACCCAUUUGCAAAGAACAUACCACGCAUUGUCUCUGCAUAGUAAUUUUUUGCACCGUUUUUCUGCAAAGAGUGAAUCGAAUUGCAAGUAAUAUUUGCGUUCCUCGUACCGUGAAUAUUUUUAUAUGUGUAUUAUUUUUUGAAAGAAAUUUUUUGUAGAGUUUACAAAAUACGACGAAUGUACAGAACACAAAGCGCCUUAAUUUAAGAAAUCUAAUUUAUUGUAAUUAGUCGCGUAUAUUUAGUAUGCUCUUAUCGAGCGAAAAAAUCCGUUUAUCCUCCCCUCGCCCCCAUCCAUACUCCCAUAGCAGAAUCGUUUUGCGUUUCUACUUUGCAGGCAGAUAGGGAAAAGGAGAAGGAACAAUUAUAUUGUACGAAGAUUAAAUUCUCUGUGAUAUAGCGAGAUAGCCCCAAGACAGAGAUACAGACGUUAUCGUUAUUGCUAUUACUAUUAUUACACUAUUAUCGCUAUUAAUAUCGUCCUCGUCAUCGUUGUUGUACUAUUGUAGACAAUACAGAUAUCACUGUCUGAACUGUAGAACAAUAAACUUGCCUAAUGGAUAUUUGA
Messenger RNA from Camponotus floridanus (Florida carpenter ant), 6223 nucleotides. RefSeq names its product cytospin-A. Gene Ontology annotation, biological process: actin cytoskeleton organization. NCBI's taxonomy places the organism in Eukaryota, Metazoa, Arthropoda, Insecta, Hymenoptera, Formicidae. Gene Ontology annotation, molecular function: protein binding. The record is from RefSeq and is a predicted model, not a curated record. The coding region runs from base 304 to 5169 and encodes 1621 amino acids. Gene Ontology annotation, cellular component: filamentous actin; microtubule organizing center. The transcript is spliced from 14 exons.